UCGUUCACACUGACAACUUUUGCCGCCAGCCGCCUGUCGACGUGAAUGUGCCACAGGAAACGCGUAAACUGUGUAAAAGAAACCUCAGCAUUCACAUUAAUCAGGCGCAUAUAUGUUCAGUCCUGACUAAACGUUAACGUUUGUUUCUCUUGGCUUCAUUAGCAGCUGCAUAGCUCUGUCUCUCUCUUUCUCGUUUGCGGCUCGUUUUGUGCGUGCGUGUGCUUUUAUGUGUGUGUGCGUGUGUGUGCGUUAGCCUAAUGAGCCAAAAGUGUUUUAUCGUGUUGUGUGUGUUUAAUAUUUAAUACAAUCUCAAAUAAAUGUUGCAUAAUCUGCGUGUCGCUGAGCAUUAGAAAGAGUAGCCACAACAGCAUUUCAUAUUGGCUUUGACCCCAACUACAUAAAUUGACAUCCAGUCUAAGCCAUAAAUAUCAAUUCAAUAAACGCCAAUGAGAUAUGAAAAACCCAUUCAACAACUGUGAAUAAGCCGCAAAUAAACAAGCUACUUGUAAAUUCCAAGAGAGUCUUACAAAUUUCUCUGGAUAACACGACCGUGCAACCUGCUUAUUGUGGUCGUGGCACGUACAGUUGCAACAAAAGGAACAGCUAGAAAAAGUCACUGUCUAAAUUCUGUGCGACGUAAAAGAAACGGCCAAGAAAUCCUUCAGAUGUCAAAUUACAAGCAGAUUGUAAAGGUCUAAGUGUAAAAGUUACUGUGUGUAUGAGAGUGCCAAACUAAACAAAAAAUACAAACAGAAACAAUAUUAAGCAAAUAUUAAAAAUAUUCAGUUUUACAAAUGUCUGCCGUUGAGCUAAAUGGCAACGUGCCGGCGAUGGAAUUUCAUCAGAGACAGGUAUGUACCAUGUCAACACUGCAUAGCACAAUAGAGCACAUGGUGCAGGCUGGCGUGGCGCCUUUUCCAGGCGCACCAGCUGGCUAUGCCGCAGCACCUGGACCGGCCGCUGCAGCCGCUGCUGGUGCGCCCACAGCGGCAGAGAGCUUGUCGCUGGCCGUGACAGCAGCCGCAAUCAAAACUGAGCCUGGAAUGCAGCUAAAGGCAACCGCCGAGUCUGUAGCAGCGGGCAAUGGCAGCACAGGAGCCACCGGUGCAACACCAGCUUCUGUGGCAGUGUCCACCAGUGUUGCCGAUGGUGUAGUCGUCAAUGCGCCAUUGUAUAUUCAACAAAAGUCCACAGUAUUGAUUGCCAGUGAGGCAGCGGAAGCACAGCAGAACUCUGCGUUGCCACAUGCUGGUGGUGGUGGUGGCGGUACCGGAGGUGGCGGUGGCGGCGGUGCCAUGCCCAGCUCACCGCUCAGCAGCUCACCGUCCAGCGUUAUAGUCGCCUCGACAGCAGCCACACUGAAUGGCAACAGCAACAGCAAUAGCAUCCCCAACGAUGGCAACGUAUCGGGCAACACAUCACCCAUUGCUAGCGGCGAGCCGCUGCUGCAAACGCCACCAGCAGCACAGCAACAACAGCAACAACAACAGCAACAACAACAACAACAGCAACAACAACAGCAGCAACAACAACUGCAACAACAACAACAGCUCAAUUUAAGCAGCAGUCCCACAGCAGCAACUUCAGUGACCGCCAGCUCCAUAGCCUCGGGCACCUUGGCCGCAACGAGCAGCAGCAUGUCCACAGGACUAUUGCCCACCGCCGGACUGGAUAGUAAUCCCAAUUGUGGUGUGCCCGCAAGCACUUCUCAGGUGAUUGCGCAUCUAAACGCAGUCAGUGGCAUUAUGACAGCGGCCGUGCAGUCACCCAAUGUGGUCACUAGUCUAAGCAGCGCUCUAGUCCCGGCACAGUCGGUCUCCUCAUCGGUGGCUGCCGCCGUAGCCGCCGCUGCCUCGUUGGAUGCCAAAAGUCAGCCGAAACGCUUACACGUCUCCAAUAUACCGUUUCGCUUCCGGGAUCCCGAUCUGCGUGCCAUGUUUGGGCAAUUUGGCAACAUUUUGGACGUGGAAAUCAUCUUCAAUGAACGUGGCAGCAAGGGAUUCGGUUUUGUAACAUUCGCUAACAGCAACGAUGCAGAACGAGCACGCGAACGUCUACACGGCACCGUGGUUGAGGGACGCAAAAUCGAGGUGAAUAACGCCACUGCACGUGUACAAACCAAAAAAGUGACAGCAGUACCCAACGUUGUACUGACCAAAGACGGUGCCCUACCGGCUCCAGCUCUAGUUUGCGUACAAUGGCCUGAAGCCGCCGUAGCCGCCGCCGCUGCCAUGCGUGGAGUUGCCAUACAACGUGGACACGUGGGCGUGGUCGGUGCCACACCCUUCCAUCAUCCCCAUCAUCCGCACCAUCAUCAGGCGCUGGUUGCCGCCGCUCAGCAGCAACAGCAACGUCAAGUGGCCGCCGCUGCCGUGGCCGCAGCAGCCGCCCAACAGCAGCAGCACCAGCAACAACAGCAACAGCAGCAUCAGCAGCAGCAGCAACAACAACAGCAACAACAACAACAGCAGCAACAACAGCAACAACAUGCCGCAGUAGCCGCUGCCGCCGCUGCCCAGCACUCACAACACGCCGCUGCCGCCGCCGCCGCCGCCGCUCACACACAUCCGCAUGCACAUGCGCAUGCUCUCGCCCCCCAGCUAGCCCAGCUGCAGCCGACGCUCCAGGCGGUCGCCGUGCCCACUGCCGCUGGUAGUGCUGCGGCUGCUGCCGCUCAGCAACACUCGGCGCUGCAGCAAUCGCUGGCAGCUGCCGCAGCUGCACAAAAUUCGGGCGUCGCAGGUAAUGCGAACGCUGCUGCCGCCGCUGCGUAUGCGGCACGUCUCUCCGCUGCCACGGCUUCCCAAACGCCGGCCGCUGCUGCUGCGGCUGCUGCUUCCAUGGCAGCGUCGGCUAAUGCGGCCAACAGCGCUUUGCAUGGAUUUGCGCCCGUAUACUAUGAUCCCUUCUUAGCAGCCGCUGCUUCCGCUGAUCCAAAUCUACGCUUCCAGGCAGCCAAACCGGUCACUGAAGUUCCAGCCGCACAGCCAGCCGCCAUAUUAAAUCGCCGCACUGUGACUACGCUAAACAGUACCCCACAUACGAUCAACCGCAUUCCGGUACCACAGAAUGUUUUGGCCACUGCUCCGCUGUUAAAGACACCCCUGUCUCAGGCCCAGCAGCAGGCGUACGCCACGGCGGCUACCACCUACACGGCGGUCGCUGCCCGGGCCGCCUACGGCGCCGCUGCAGCAGCAGCCGCCCAACCAGCACUCGCUGGCUAUGCCACCGUAGCGGGUUACGCGCGCGAGUAUGCGGAUCCUUAUCUAGGACAUGGAAUUGGACCCGUGCCAGGCUAUGGGGCAACCCUGUAUCGCGGUGGCUUCAAUCGUUUUACGCCAUAUUAGAAAGCUUCAUAAGUCAGCCAAAUAACGCACUUGAACUACUCUCGAAAAUGCUCAAUGUAUGAACAAAAAUUAGACGUAAAUACUCCUCCUCUACAGUGCAGUAAGUAGAAGUUAAAUCUAACGCAAAACCAGAUGCUCAAAAAUGAUCGAAAAACAAAAACAAAACAAAACCCACUCAAUAUAUGGAGAGAUGAAAAUCAAAGCUAAAAGCAGCUGCAAACCUGUGGCAAUUUAAGCAAAAUAAAA
Molecule: messenger RNA, 3593 nt
Organism: Drosophila virilis
Lineage: Eukaryota; Metazoa; Arthropoda; Insecta; Diptera; Drosophilidae
Gene: Rbfox1
Product: RNA-binding Fox protein 1
Biological process (GO): nervous system development; regulation of alternative mRNA splicing, via spliceosome
Cellular component (GO): nucleus; cytoplasm
Molecular function (GO): mRNA binding
Source: RefSeq, a predicted model, not a curated record